AUGUCUGAAAAUAAUCAAUGCUUCCGCAAAAAGAACACACUGGAUUCUCAAGCACUUCAAAAAAAAUUUAAGGAUUUUACCAGGAAUACUUCUUGUAAAGUUGGUGAUCAAGCUUUGCUUCCUCUCGUGCUGAAAAGCAGUACUUCGAUUACAUGUGAUACUAUAGUUGAUCAAAUUUUAAGAAUUCAGGAUUCUUUUAAAGCAGCUAAAGGCAAAAUGGUUAAUGAAAAUGAUGAUGUUCUUUUUAAUUUGCACCCUUUUAAAAAAAAAUCCAUAAAGAAAAGAAAUUCGCUAAACACAUUUAGCAAUACCUACUUCAAAAGUAGAACAGAGUCUAUGUUAGUUUAUGAACAACAAAAUAACAAAUUUGAUAACAUGAAUAGUGUUGCUAAAAUUUUAGAAGAUUUGAAUAUGCUUGAAAAAGAGACUAAUCCUGAUACAAAGUAUUGGAAAAGAAGAAUGUUAUGCCAACUUUGUAAUAACAAAGAAGAAGCUAAAUUCUGUAAGCAAAACAUUUUUACUGAAAGUUAUAAAAGGAAGCUUGUAGUUAUUGCUGGAGCUACUGGCGAUAUAGGAUUUAAUAUUGCUAAGGCUUUUCUUAAAUAUGGAUACAAGAAGUAUGCAAUCAAGGUAAUUCGACAUGCUAACAGUGAAUAUCUUGAAGAGAAAAAAUUGAAAAGAGAAAAUAGAGCUAAAAGGUUAGAAGAAGAAGGUGCAGGCAUCGAGCAGGUAGACUAUAACAAACAUGACAAACUUGUCGAAGCUUUAGCAGGAGUGAGUUUUGUUGUUAGUGCUUUAGGAAUAGGCAGCAGAAAGCCAUGCUAUAAUGCGCAGAUAAAUCCGCUAAAAGCUGUGCUGGAAAUUAAUGAAAGAUUUGAAAAAAAUGAAAAAGGAAUAAAAAGGAUAGAAAGAUUUGUUCCAUCUGAGUUUUAUGCUGAUUAUACUUCUAUUGCAAAAGAAGAUAAAGAAAUAAUUACUGAUAAGGCGCUUUGGUAUGUUUUCGAAGAUAAGAAAGACUUUUAUAAAGCAUUAGAAACCAGAAAAUUUGUAAAGAAAACAGAGAUCAUGUAUGUUGCUUGGCUCGGAUUUGACACAACUACCAGAGAUUCUAACUUUUAUGCUGAAAGAGAUAAAAAAGUGACCCUUACGUCUUUUGCUGAUAUUGGCAGAUGUGUCGUAGAAUUGCUUGAUAACCAUAAAUUUGUUAACAAAGCUAUCAGAGUGAAUGGAAUUAGUUUAACUUUAGGAGAUGUACGCAAUAAGUUUGUUGCAAUCUACAAAAAAUUCGUAGCUGACACAGAAUGGUCAGACAUGUAUCAUUAUGAUGAUAUAACUAGUCUGAAUGCAAUUGAUAAUGAGGGGAUCAAAGUUUUGCAAGCUAGAAACCUAGAUUUAGGUCCUGGCACGUUAACAGAGAAAGAGCUAGGUUUUAAACUUGAUAAUGAUUUAGACAGAGUUAUUGAAAUUUUCAUUAGAACAAAUUCAAAAGAGCAGUUAGAUCUUAGUCAUUUGCAUGAAUUUCCAGAAUUGUUAAGCAACUUGUUUAUUUAG
Messenger RNA from Dentiscutata erythropus, 1551 nucleotides. NCBI's taxonomy places the organism in Eukaryota, Fungi, Glomeromycota, Glomeromycetes, Diversisporales, Gigasporaceae. The record is from the annotation of a GenBank genome assembly.